Molecule: messenger RNA, 2530 nt
Organism: Capra hircus (goat)
Lineage: Eukaryota; Metazoa; Chordata; Mammalia; Artiodactyla; Bovidae
Gene: CCKBR
Product: cholecystokinin B receptor
Exons: 5
Coding region: 489-1655 (388 amino acids)
Biological process (GO): phospholipase C-activating G protein-coupled receptor signaling pathway
Cellular component (GO): plasma membrane
Molecular function (GO): cholecystokinin receptor activity; gastrin receptor activity
Source: RefSeq, a predicted model, not a curated record
CUCAGGAAUCGAACCCGUAUCUCCUGUGUCUCCUGCAUUGCAGACAUUUCAGUUAGGAGGUUUCUUGUAAACAGCACUUCCUUGAAGUCUACAACAGCUUCUGGAUAAGUAUAUAACUAUUGAUAUGGGGAAAAAAAACAGUUUAAUUUGGGAGUUAAGGCGAAAGUCAGCCAAUGUACGGGGCUAUGGAGAGUGAUGCAGCUCUGGGCCCUUCCCUCCCCCAACCUGGUAGGCUCUGUCCCUGCCCUCUUUCCCUCCAACCUCCAGUCUCCCUCACCCUGAGGCCAUGGGCACAGGUGACUGGGUCCAGUUUAAUUCAAUUCAGUUUUGUCUUGGUUGUGAUAUGACAGCCCAGUGAUGAAUCGUUCCCCCCAACAGGCAAUGACACAAGUGAACGGGGUCAGCCCUUUGUCCUGCCCAGCAGUGCUACGUGUCCUUCCUAAUUGGAGCUGGCCAUUAGGGUCACCCUCUACGCUGUGAUCUUUCUGAUGAGUGUUGGAGGAAAUGUGCUCAUCAUCGUGGUCCUGGGGCUGAGCCGCCGUCUGAGGACAGUCACCAAUGCCUUUCUGCUCUCACUGGCAGUCAGCGACCUCCUGCUGGCUGUGGCUUGCAUGCCCUUCACCCUCCUGCCCAAUCUCAUGGGCACAUUUAUCUUCGGCACAGUCGUCUGCAAGGCGGUUUCCUACUUCAUGGGGGUGUCUGUGAGUGUGUCCACGCUAAGCCUCGUGGCCAUCGCCCUGGAGCGGUACAGCGCCAUCUGCCGACCACUGCAGGCGCGCGUGUGGCAGACGCGCUCCCACGCGGCUCGUGUAAUCGUAGCCACGUGGAUGCUGUCCGGACUGCUCAUGGUGCCCUAUCCAGUGUACACUGCCGUGCAGCCAGCAGGGCCUCGUGUCUUGCAAUGCAUGCACCGGUGGCCCAGUGCGCGGGUUCGCCAAACCUGGUCGGUACUGCUGCUCCUGCUCUUGUUUUUCGUGCCUGGGGUGGUUAUGGCGGUGGCCUACGGGCUUAUCUCCCGUGAGCUCUACUUAGGGCUUCGCUUUGACGGUGACAGUGACAGCGAGAGCCAGAGCCGGGUCGGAAGUCAGGGAGGGCUGCCCGGUGGCACCGGACAAGGUCCUGCCCAGGCGAACGGACGUUGCCGGUCUGAGACCCGGCUGGCGGGUGAGGACGGCGACGGCUGUUAUGUGCAGCUUCCGCGCUCCCGGCCUGCACUGGAGAUGUCUGCGCUGACCGCGCCCACACCUGGCCCAGGAUCCGGCACCCGGCCUGCCCAGGCCAAGCUGCUGGCUAAGAAGCGCGUGGUGCGGAUGUUACUGGUGAUCGUUGUGCUUUUUUUCCUGUGUUGGUUGCCGGUGUACAGCGCCAACACGUGGCGCGCCUUCGACGGCCCCGGCGCACAUCGUGCACUUUCGGGUGCGCCCAUCUCCUUCAUUCACUUGCUAAGCUACGCCUCUGCCUGUGUCAACCCCCUGGUCUACUGCUUCAUGCACCGUCGCUUUCGCCAGGCCUGCCUUGACACCUGCACCCGCUGCUGUCCUCGGCCUCCGCGGGCUCGCCCCAGACCUCUGCCGGACGAGGACCCUCCCACUCCGUCCAUCGCCUCACUGUCCAGGCUGAGCUAUACCACCAUCAGCACGCUGGGGCCUGGCUGAGGGGUGGAGCGGGAGCGGGGCUGAGGCAGGACAGACGGAUUCCUACCAGCUCAGCCCCGUCCAAACACACAAGAGACGCAGCUGACACGAGAGACUGACUAACCCCAAUGGCCAGGAGAGGGUGGCUUACCUGACGCUAAGAAAACAAACCAGACCCUUACACAGAAAAGGAGGCACUCAGUGAGGGACUGAGCCUGGCACACAGAGCCAGGGCACUGACCUUGGACAGACCCAGCGUCCCUAGCCAUGGACUGUCUCCACACUGUGGAAACCGACAGGGGCUGACCUGCCUCUCACGCGUACAGCAGGAGCACUGAAUCUUUCAGGGCUCUGGAGCCUAGCACCGAAAUGACUCCUGAGAUGCUCCACUGUGCCCAUAGUUUGACCUCACAGUGCCCUUCCCCAAUCAGUGCUGCAAACACCAACCUGCCUAAUCUUACACUCCCCGGACCAAUGAGCUGUUUUGCACUAAGAAGUCCCUUCAUUCCUUUCCAGUUAAAUAAUCCCUCACCGGACUUUUUCAAGAAAUAAUAAAUGACUUGGUUUCCCCCUCAAUUUCCUUUUUGGACUUUUCUGGGGCACGUGAGGGGGCACGGGAUUUGGGAGACUUCUCUGUCAGGUCCCUCCCCCUGCUGCUCACUCCUGUGCAUGACCCCCUGCCAAAAAGCCCAUGUCUAAGUCUAGAUGAGGCUGUGUGAAUUCCCUUUAAGUGGUCAACCUGGACCCACCUCACACCACAGUCAUGAAGCUGGGAAUGAGGAUGGGGUGGGAUAUGCAUGACGCACCAUCAUUCCUAAGCACAUUGUCCUAAAGUGGUCCCCUUGUUAGGGUACUGUAUUAAUAGAUGCUUAUUAAAAUUUUAAUGAAAAAAGGAA